Messenger RNA from Nematolebias whitei (Rio pearlfish), 654 nucleotides. RefSeq names its product MPV17 mitochondrial inner membrane protein like 2 (gene mpv17l2). The record is from RefSeq and is a predicted model, not a curated record. The coding region runs from base 1 to 654 and encodes 217 amino acids. Gene Ontology annotation, biological process: mitochondrial ribosome assembly. NCBI's taxonomy places the organism in Eukaryota, Metazoa, Chordata, Actinopteri, Cyprinodontiformes, Rivulidae. Gene Ontology annotation, cellular component: membrane; cytoplasm. The transcript has 5 exons.
AUGCUUCCCCGGGCGGGUAAAGAGUUUCUGGUCCGUAUACGGUUCUCCUGGAGGCCGUUUUUCCAGGGCCGGUACCUGCUGCUUACUAACACCCUGAGUGGAGGAUUGAUGCUGUCGCUGGGAGACAUCCUGCAGCAGACCCGCGAGAACCGCAGGGAGCCAGGCAGAAUCCGAGACUGGGGGAGGACAGGUCGCAUGUUUGCGGUUGGCUGCUCCAUGGGUCCACUGCUGCACUACUGGUACCUCUGGUUGGACAGAGUUUAUGUGGGCAAAGCACUAAAGACACUGAGCAAAAAGGUUCUGGUGGACCAGAUCGUCGCCUCACCGACGCUGGGAAUGUGGUAUUUCUUAGGUAUGGAUCUUAUGGAGGGACGCACUUUAUCAGAAGGAUGGGCAGAGUUUCGGGAAAAGUUCUGGGAGUUUUAUAAGGUGGACUGGUGCGUUUGGCCCGCUGCCCAGACGAUCAACUUCUACUUCCUGUCGCCCAAAUUCCGUGUCGUGUACAUCAACUUUGUCACUUUAGGAUGGGACACCUACCUCUCCUACCUCAAACACAGAGAUGAAGACCAACAAGCUGAAGCAGCGUCAGACGUCCGUGUCGAGUCACAGCAGAAAGGACUUCCAGCGUCUGAACCUCUGGAGGAAAAAGCUUAA